Molecule: messenger RNA, 1454 nt
Organism: Uloborus diversus
Lineage: Eukaryota; Metazoa; Arthropoda; Arachnida; Araneae; Uloboridae
Exons: 6
Coding region: 207-1220 (337 amino acids)
Source: RefSeq, a predicted model, not a curated record
CUUGGGUGUCACCCAUGCUAGGUACGCCACACAUGUAACACAAAAAGAAACAGCUCUCAUUGCAGGAAGAGGACGGGGUCGCGUCCCGAAAGCUUUGGGAUUGAUGGCGGCACUCCAUUGGCUUCAAAUACAUGUUGUUGUGGUGCAUUCAAAAGGAUCCAUUAAAUUAACUACAUUCAAAACGAACGGUCUUAACAGCUGAAAAAAUGCUCCCUCUCUUAAUAGCUUUCAUUUUAUUUGUUGGAGUCCAUUCUUCGUUUCCUAAUUAUCCCCCUUUCAACGGUCUGAGUCAUCACCCUCGAAUGGAAAAUAUGAUAGAUCCAGUCGAGCGUUCAAAUCAUAAAUCUAUUCAAAGCAACGAAAUCCUUGAUUGCAACUGGGAAGACAUUCGCAGUGGCGUUGGACUGAAAGAGCUCCAAGACCUAGUUGAAGCUGUUGCUGAAAAUAAGGGUUUAAGCCCGUUUGCCGUCUUAAGAAUGCUUCAUAGAAGAAUGAAGAACAAGGAAGAAGAGAAUAUGUUGAACGCAAUGGACAAUAUGCCUUUACCGGAUAUUUUCACCCAACCAAUCUUAGAUUUGCCUCCACCUAUGAAAAUUCCUCCAGACACCAACAAAGCACCUUAUGCUUUGCCUCCGGAUGUUCCAAUGAUCCACGGAACCGAAGAUGACACUAACGUUGUCAUAAUUCCAGUUGCUCCAUCAUUACCUAACAGGAUUCCACCAAUGAUGAAAAUCGAAUCAAAGCCAAGGAAAGAAAAUUCUAAUAGCGUAAACAAUAUUGGUCCUGCUCUUGGAAAGGCUAGUCACAUGUUUUCGUUGCUAACUCCUAUCCGGAAUGGCCCGUUGCGACCUCCGUUGGGAGCAACGGUUCGUGUGGAUUCUGGAGAUUCUUUAAGUCCCAUCAACAGAGAUAUCACUGUGACAGUUUCACCACUGAUGACUCUUUUGGAAGCACUGAGGCAAGCUGAAAUCAAGUACCAAAAUGUUCUUGGUUUAAGCCAUAACUCAGAAUUUAUCACUUUAUCCCAUUCAGCAAGCAUCGAUUGUUUUAUCGUCAAUAGCAUCGAUGAUGUUGUGAAGACCGAGGAUUAUGGAUGGAAAGUGACUAUUGCAGAUAGAGAUGGCCAGGUCUUGUAUGACAACUUUUGCAUCCCAAAUGGAAAAGACUUUCUAAUAAAACCUGGGACUCUAAUUUCACUAACUUAUGUUCCACUCCUCUAGUCCAUAUUUUGUGCGAUUUUGCAGCAGCUUUUGUUUCUAUUCCACUGAGAAACGUUGAAAACAUGCACAAUAUUUUGACUCGUUGCUGAUUUCCAGAAGACAUUUUUGAAUCGGUUAUUGUCACUUUCAAGCGAAUUCUGUGAAACUAAUCCCAUUUGUUCGGGGUGCUGUAGUUAAUAUGGAUGUAAAUAUUAUUUCCGAAUGAAUAAUUUUACUUGUGAGUGUAAUGAUGAA